UCCUAGUCGUAGCAUUUUGCAGGAAAAGCUAAGUAACUCCAUUUAUUUGCUUUAAAAAGUUAAGCCCUCCCCACUACUCAUAACUAGUACUAUUCUUCCAUUUUUCAGCUGUCUUUCCCCUUCCAUGGCUUCCACUUCCUCCGUCAUUGCUUGGGGCUCAGGUGAAGAUGGUCAAUUGGGAAUUGGAAAUAAUGAAGAAAAAGAAUGGGUUUGCGUUGUUAAGGCUCUUGAGCCUCACAACGUCCGCUCCGUCGUUGCUGGCAGCCGUAACUCCCUCGCUAUCUGUGAUGAUGGCAAGUUGUUUACAUGGGGAUGGAACCAGAGAGGAACCUUAGGGCACCCUCCAGAGACCAAAACUGAGAAUAUUCCAAGCCCGGUGAAGGCUCUUGCUAAUGUUAAUAUUGUUCAGGCAGCUAUUGGUGGGUGGCAUUGUUUGGCCGUUGAUGAUAAGGGGAGAGCUUACGCUUGGGGUGGGAAUGAAUAUGGCCAGUGUGGUGAAGAACCCGAGCGGAAAGAUGGCACUGGUAGGCCUUUGAGAAGGGACAUUGUGAAUCCUCAACGCUGUGCCCCAAAGCUUGUAGUUCGCCAGGUAGCUGCUGGGGGUACUCACUCUGUAGUGCUUACUCGUGAAGGACACGUGUGGACCUGGGGUCAGCCUUGGCCUCCUGGAGACAUAACACAAAUAUCUGUUCCUGUGAGAGUACAAGGUCUUGAAAAUGUGAGACUUAUUGCAGUGGGAGCAUUUCAUAAUUUGGCUCUCCAGGAGGAUGGGACUUUGUGGGCAUGGGGUAAUAAUGAAUAUGGACAACUUGGAACUGGGGAUACUCAACCAAGAUCGCAACCUAUACUUGUCCAAGGGCUAUCUGGUCUCACUUUGGUUGAUAUUGCAGCUGGUGGAUGGCAUUCUACUGCAUUGACUGAUGAUGGAGAGGUGUAUGGUUGGGGAAGAGGGGAACAUGGGAGGCUUGGGUUUGGGGAUAAUGACAAGAGCAGUAAAAUGGUGCCACAGAGGGUUCAUCUUGUAGCCAGUGAAGACAUUGUACAGGUGUCCUGUGGUGGAACUCACUCUGUUGCAUUGACACGUGAUGGGUGCAUCUUUUCGUUUGGACGAGGUGACCAUGGACGCCUUGGAUAUGGGAGGAAGGUAACAACAGGUCAACCAAUGGAGGUGCCUGUCAAUCUCGGCUCCAAAAAUGUUAAUGGCAGUGGAGCUGAGGGACGUUGGAUCUCUAAACUUGUUGCUUGUGGAGGGCGCCAUACUCUUGCCAUAGUAGAAUGGAAGACUGAUGAAUCUAAGCCAUAAACUAGAGAAUGGUAUCUUUCACAAAACGUCAUCAUGAAGCAUGUGUUCAUGAGAUUCAGAUGUUUGGAGUAGGAGAUGUAUACACUUAAAAAAUAUUUUUACCAUAAUAUAAAAUUAUAAUACA
This is a messenger RNA of Theobroma umbraticum, 1427 nucleotides long. Its product is annotated as ultraviolet-B receptor UVR8-like. The record is from RefSeq and is a predicted model, not a curated record. NCBI's taxonomy places the organism in Eukaryota, Viridiplantae, Streptophyta, Magnoliopsida, Malvales, Malvaceae.